Molecule: messenger RNA, 210 nt
Organism: Ramularia collo-cygni
Lineage: Eukaryota; Fungi; Ascomycota; Dothideomycetes; Mycosphaerellales; Mycosphaerellaceae
Exons: 2
Coding region: 1-210 (69 amino acids)
Biological process (GO): protein secretion
Source: RefSeq, a predicted model, not a curated record
AUGUCUGCUGUUUACCUCAUCUCAAAAGCCGUCGACCCAAUCUUCGCCAUGAGCAUCGGUACUCUAGCGGCCGCAGUGCGCAUCAAUCGCGAGGAGAAGGAGAAGGGAUUCACGACGGACCAGACGAUUGCCAGUUUGAAGCGGAGGACUGCGGCGCUUUUUGGGGAGGCCAAGCAGGAGGGGAAGCAGGUUGUUGAGAAGGCAAGAUGA